AUGUCUUCCGAUGAUCGAACCAAUCCUUUGACGGAGUCUUCAAUGACCAUCCCCUCCGACUCCGAGCAGUAUUCCGGCAACGAUGAACUUUCCCCAUCACCUCCAUCUUCCUCCAGCUCUCGCCCGAUCAUCUUAUAUUCUCCGCCCAGUCUAUGGGGAAUAAUCCGCGGUGCUGCAAUCAACCUGCUACUGCCAUUUAUCAACGGACUCAUGCUGGGUUUUGGGGAGUUAUUUGCACAUGAGGCGGCGUUUAGGUUAGGAUGGGGAGGGACAAAGGUAACUCCACUCCCCACAUUGGUUUCAUGUCACAGUUCAAAAUGCGAGGAUUGGGGCCUAAUGGUCGAAGCACAUUUAUUCCAAGAGCAGACCAAGAUUUUCUCCUCCUCCAUUGUACAAAAUGCCCCCAUUAGAUCCAAUCCGCUCCUUUCCGAGAGAGGCGCAUCGACUUCAAGAAUAUACACAAAAUCUCCCUUCUCGAGAACGAAUCUUUUAAUACGAAAUGGGGCGGGCAUUCGCUUUGCUUCAACCACUCCUCUCGCUACCUCACCCGCGGCCUCCCCAGCUACCCCGGAUCCAAGUCAAGCUGUCAGCUCUUCUGCAGCAGUUCCGGCAGCUCCAGCACCUCCAGCUGAAGUUGUCCCCUCUUCCAUAGAUAAUGCUAUAGACUUUACCACCGGCUCACUGUACGAGAUCCCCGAACACAUCGGCUACUUGAAAUCCCUUGGGCUGGAUUAUGGCUGGGGUCCGACUGCUUGUAUCGAAUGGCUUCUCGAACAUGUCCACAUCUUCGCAGGAACACCGUGGUGGGUCUCAAUCUCACUCACCGCGAUCAUUAUCCGCGCAAUUCUAUUCAAGCCCUACAUCGAUGCGGCGGAUAACGCAGCCAGGAUGCAAGCUGUCCAGCCGAUCACGCAACCUCUUACGAAACAGAUGACGGCGGUUAGAGGGGACACGACCGCAGUUCUUCAGAUCAGGUCUGAGAUUCAAGCAAUCCAUAGGAGGGCGGGCAUCAAGAUGUGGAAGAGUCUUGUGCCAAUGACACAGAUGGUUGCCGGUUACGGAACGUUCGUACUUCUGAGAGCGAUGGGAAAAUUGCCAGUACCCGGGUUGGAGACGGGCGGUGCUCUCUGGUUCCACAACUUGACGAUUCCCGAUCCCUUUUUCAUCAUGCCGGCUGCUACGGCUUUUGUUCUGCACAUGGUCCUGAAGGGAGGUGGAGAAACAGCGGCGACAACCAUGUCACCCCAAGCUAUGAAGGUCAUGACAUACGUCUUCCCAUCGAUAACAUUCCUCUUCACCGCCUUCAUGCCAGCUGCGCUUCAGGUCUCCUUCUUUGUGUCCGGUCUUCUCGCGUUCGGUCAGGCCCGGCUCUUUAGAUUGCCCGCCUUCCGCUCCUACUUCAACAUGUACCCCUUGACCACCCCCGGGGCGGCAAAGCCAACCCCAUACAAAGGAACGAUGAAGGUUCGAGCGCCCAUGACCCAAGCCGAGCUCAACCGCACGUACCAGGGAAGCCGCAGCGACAUCUCGGGUACGGUCAAGGAUGUCACACAGAGCGCCAAGGACCUGCUCGGGAAGGGCAAGGAGGGUCUGAAGGAGAGACAGUUGAAGAGCGAACGGGCGGCGGCGGCGGCGUACGAGGAGAAGAGACAGAAGGAAAUCCGACAAGAGCGGUACGAGCGCGAGCAGCAGCGGAGAGCGGAGCGGGAGGCUAGACGGAUGAGAGAUGAGGAGUCGUGA
Amorphotheca resinae ATCC 22711 is the source of this 1740-nucleotide messenger RNA. RefSeq lists its product as hypothetical. Gene Ontology annotation, molecular function: membrane insertase activity. The coding region runs from base 1 to 1740 and encodes 579 amino acids. The transcript has 5 exons. Gene Ontology annotation, cellular component: mitochondrial outer membrane; mitochondrial inner membrane. The record is from RefSeq and is a predicted model, not a curated record. Gene Ontology annotation, biological process: mitochondrial respiratory chain complex IV assembly; protein insertion into mitochondrial inner membrane from matrix. NCBI's taxonomy places the organism in Eukaryota, Fungi, Ascomycota, Leotiomycetes, Helotiales, Amorphothecaceae.